Messenger RNA from Canariomyces notabilis, 633 nucleotides. RefSeq lists its product as uncharacterized. The record is from RefSeq and is a predicted model, not a curated record. The coding region runs from base 1 to 633 and encodes 210 amino acids. The transcript is spliced from 2 exons. NCBI's taxonomy places the organism in Eukaryota, Fungi, Ascomycota, Sordariomycetes, Sordariales, Chaetomiaceae.
AUGGCUUCCAUUCUGGAUCUGGUCAUCAUGGUUUUGGCUGCCGCCAUGACUGCGAUGCUUUUUCCAGCGUCGUUGCUUCUUUGCUCUCUCUAUCUCGCCGUUACAUAUGCGUUUUGUUUGGUCUCUGUCUGGAUCCGCCCCCUUCUGGACUACAUCUUUACGCACUUUGCAGGCUGGAUCCGUCCCCCUCCGGCUAGGAAGCCGCCAGCUAAGAAGGCCAGGUUCGCGCGACCAUCGGUGCACGUAGGCCACCCGACUUGGCUGAGGACCUCCGACAAUCCCAAGUUCGCCCGCCCGACAAUUAUCGUGGCGAACUCCACGUAUGAGCAGGUCAUCGUGGACAUGGAGAGGCUCACCAGUCGUCAUGUGAAGAUAAGUGGUCCCGCUAAUCUGGCUAAUCAGGCUGUAGUUACCGGACAAGCCUCCCAGUGUUCUGGCAAGUGGCUCGAGCUGCGUAGGCCAGUCGCGGGACUCGGCGCGGUAGCUAUGCUUGUCACAGUGGCGAGCGACCUAUUCGCCCUUAGCCGGAUCGGUUUUGUCGGCACGUGGCUUGGUCUCAAGCUGCGUAGCCUGAUUCACCGAAUCGGAUAUUUGGGUUUUGAACUGCUUCUCUCGGCGGUCGAUGUUUGGUGA